This is a messenger RNA of Cordyceps fumosorosea ARSEF 2679, 405 nucleotides long. Its product is annotated as Golgi apparatus membrane protein TVP15. Lineage: Eukaryota; Fungi; Ascomycota; Sordariomycetes; Hypocreales; Cordycipitaceae. Gene Ontology annotation, biological process: vesicle-mediated transport. The record is from RefSeq and is a predicted model, not a curated record. Gene Ontology annotation, cellular component: Golgi membrane. The transcript is spliced from 5 exons. Bases 1 to 405 code for a protein of 134 amino acids.
AUGGAGCUCUCCGACAUCUUCCGCAUCGUCAACUUGGCCGUUGGUGCCAUAACCGUCCUUGGCGGUGUCUUUGGUUUCUUUGGAGGUGGACUGCGCGCCAUCGUCCUCAGCGUCUAUAUGAUCAUCUUUGGUCUCUCUAUUGGUCUCCUCGCCGCCGCAGAGUUCCAGAUCCCUCCCCAGGUCUCCCGCUACGCCAACUUUCUGUUCUCCUUUAUCGGCCGUGGUGUCUUCUACAUCUUCCUCGGCUGCCUGCUCCUUGGCGAAAAGAUCAUCAGCAACAUUGCUGGUGGAGUCGUCGGUGUCAUCGGUAUCGCCUACAUCGCUCUCGAGUUUGUCCCCUCCAUCGAGCCCCCUGCCAACAUGCGCGAAGCCGAUGCCGCUGGAUGGGGCGCCGAGCAGGUUUAA